CUUUAGAAAAGGCAGACACGAUACCGAAGUUUCGUGUUAUCUUGUUUGUUUUUUCAGCUUGAUCGCCGUUUCUGAACAACGGGGGAAAUGUGGUCCAGAACUGUGUAAUAAAGCUGGCAGUGAGAACACGUAUGUUCCACUUGGCCAAGGUGAGCGCAACGCAUUGGUUAGUUUACCCAAGAGAACAUAACGUUUGAAUCAGGCAGCGGCGUAUGAACCGGCGACAUUUGAAGCGAAUGGAUGAAUAUGCCAAAUAUGGGUGACACGCACGAGCGAAUACCGCUCAAUUACUCGGCUCUGUACUAACUUUAGCUGUUGAUUAAGCAGAUGGCUGCUGGACGAUGUAAAGGGUAAUUUCUAGUGCGUUAGCUUUUAUAAUAAAUGCGCAACCUCCGCGAGGCUGUUUUGUAUAUGUUUGAGUAAGUUAGGCACGAUUUAUGAACAAAUUCGCCAAACUUGAUAUGUAGGCCUAACUUGAAUUCAAAAUACAAAAGGUUGUUUCAAGAAACAACAAAACAAAAGUACAAGAACACAAGGACUGUCAGGAUCAAGAAUUCAAUUUAGAACUUAGACGGCGGCUACCGGCUGCAAAACGUUUUAAGUCUUAAAGUAAACUUAGAUCUAGCCAAUAAUCCUAGCAAAGUGUCGCAAUCUGUCAACGGGAAAGGAGAAAGGCACCACUGCUGCUUGGUAGCUUCUUAGCACUGUGGAAAAUUGCUGAAUGCCGAUUUUGAUCCGAAAGCAUCGACCAGGUUAUAAAAGCAACAGGUCAGCCUUGGCCAUCACCAAAUUCCAUAUCAGAUUGAUUUCGCCAUGUACGAGUUUGAACAGGAUAGUUCUAUCGAAAAACGUAAAAGCGCUACAGUAAAAUUAACCACUUAUUCCGGUAGGGUAUAAUAAAUUAUUUGGUACUAGAGCAAGGAAACAGCCAUUUUUAGGAAGCGGCAUUUAAAUUUGCUGCCAAAAUACCAAUUGAUUUUUAACUUUUAAUGUGUAAGAAGUAAAAAUCUUGUGUUGAGUAAAAGUAUUUCUGUGAACCUUUGCAGUACAGAAAAGUGUUAAGUUCUGUAUUUUUCCUACCCUUUCACUUGGCAUAUGUUGCAUGCCUUGCGCAACAAGAAAUUCAUUUCCUGUUAUUUAAAAGCUGGUAAGUGAACUGCUGUUCUUUCAUGCAGACAGAUUUUCAGCAAUUCAAAUAAAAUAAAGAGUCAUGAUAAUGCAAUAGCCAAUUACUCUUAAUUUUGUUUUCUGUUUUGCUACUAGAAUUAUAAAACACAUUAAUUUUAAUUUUGUUACGGCACUGCAAUAUUAUAUCAACAUUACCUGCAAAAGUAUUGUGCAAUCUUAUGCAGAGUAUUUUUAUUUGUUGGCUCUACUUUAUUUGUAUUGUGUGUUGAACUAUUUUUGGAUAUCAAAUUUUUAUAAUAAUAAAUCUUGUGACGCAAAUUCUCAAAUUUCAAUUGACUAUAUAAUAUCUGAUUGUCUGCUUUUGUAAAUUAUGUAGUGAACAUUGUAUAGGCUUAUUGCACCAUAACAUGACAUUAUUGGUUUAAACUUUAAAGCAACUUCAUAAUUUAUACCUGGUUUACUUAUAUUUGCACAAUUGAAAUCCUUAUCAUCUUAUAUAUGCUUAAAUUGUGAAAGAUAAAACUAUUUGUAUUGACCAGGAGAAUUUUAAGCCAACCACUUGACUUUAUAUCUCAAAGGUUUGUAGGUAUAGUAUUAGGAUAAGCACUGAACAAGAACUGUUAGGUUUGUAACACCAGAGCAGUGGUUCAGCUCUGUUUUGCACUUUGUUCUGUGCGUGAAUGGAUAAAAAAGUCACAAAGCAUUGCCCAGAUUCUUUAGAUAUAAGCCAAGGCUCCAAUUUGUGGAUGAAUAUUCUGAGAACUGUUGAGAAAGACUUACGGAAUUUGCAUUUUGAGAGUAACCACACUUGUAUUUUGUUGUCAUCCUGCACAAAGAAAUAUUAUCUGCCAUCACCAACAGGCUUUAACAAAUCGAUUCCCAAUGCAUGGGUUCAAUGAGAGCAACUUUAUUCCGCUGAGGAACUCGGAGGGUUCACCAUCUUGCAAGAAGAAAAAUUUUCAAACAACAAACGAAGACGGCUCUGUGUCUCCACCUCAUGGUGGGAAGAAAAGAAGAGAGAAUAUAAGUUUAGGGAGAACAAGGAAGUUUGAUCGAUACGUUCGAUCUACCGCUUCCCCGUGGGUUACCAGGGAUUACCAUCCUGGGUUGGUGGGAUUCCAUGAAGAAAUUGAGGAUUUCUAUGAAUUUAUGCGGCCAACUGAAGAAGAACGACAAAUGCGCGAAUAUGUCAUCAAGUCAGUUGAAGAAGUUGUGUUGGAAUUAUGGCCGACUUGUAAGCUCGACGUUUUUGGAAGUUUUCGGACAGAUCUUUAUCUCCCUACAAGUGACAUUGACAUUGUGUUGUUCGGUGAAUGGGAACAUCUUCCUUUGUGGUCGCUCCAGAAAGCCCUCGUCAGCAAAGACAUUGUAGCUGAGGGGUCGGUCAAAGUCUUAGACCGUGCAGCUGUCCCUUUAAUAAAGUUCCAACACAAAGAAACUUUGGUUAAGGUUGAUAUAAGCUUCAAUAUACAAAGUGGUGUGCAGAGUGUAGAACUUAUUAAGGAUUUCAUGAAGAAAUAUCCAGCGCUACCUAAGCUUAUAUUUGUCCUCAAGCAAUUUCUGCUCGUUCGUGAGUUAAAUGAAGUGUGGACCGGUGGCCUUAGCUCAUAUUCUCUGAUAUUGAUGGCCAUCAGUUUUCUACAGACCCACCCGCGUAGUGACAGUCGAGAUAUAACGAACAAUCUUGGCGUGAUGUUGCUUGAGUUUCUCGAACUCUACGGCCGUCACUUUAACUACCAGUCUCUGUGUAUUUGUGUGAAGAACAAGGGCUAUAUCACCAAGGAAGAGUUUCGAAAACAAAUGGACAAUGGAUGUCAGCCUUCUUUGUUGUCCAUUGAAGAUCCUCUCACUCUAGGCAAUGACUUGGGUCGUGGAUCAUAUGCUGUUAUGCAAGUGAAACAAGCUUUUGAGUUUUCCUUUCGCACACUCACAAAUGCAAUCUUUCAUCUCAACUUUAAUGGGAAUCAACCAAGCCUCCUGUCCCUCAUUGUGUAUGUUCCCUACGACAUCAUGGAAUACAGGAGAAUGGCCGUUGCAAAAGUGGAGAGACUACGUUAGCUCCACAACUGAUACAAGUAACUUGCAACAUCAGAAUGGUGGUUAUUGUUCAACAUCAUCUGCUUGUAGCACAGAUUCUUGUUCCGAUGCAACACCUGAUGCACGUUACAACUCGUCAGAAAGUUCUCUCUGCACAACAGACUCGGACUCGGAGAGUUUGUUGGAAGACCUUUGCUCCCCGAUCCCUCGACGACCCGUCGUUCACUCCAAGUCCUCUGACUGCUUGUCCUCCCUCGGAGAUC
Messenger RNA from Ciona intestinalis (vase tunicate), 3428 nucleotides. The record is from RefSeq and is a predicted model, not a curated record. Lineage: Eukaryota; Metazoa; Chordata; Ascidiacea; Phlebobranchia; Cionidae.